AUGCCGAGCCAGGGCACAGAACCCCCCGUCCACUAUGCCGUCGCCUUGUUUCCGGGCUUCCAGGCCCUCGACUUCUUCGGCCCUAUCGACGCAAUCAACAUGCUGUCGAGGUCGCGAAAGGUUGAGUUCUCCAUCAUCGCCGCCACUCUAGACCCCGUUUCCACCUUCGCCGAGCCCCUCUUCCCCGGCCAAGAGGCCAAAUGGAACCCUCUCAGCUCGAAUUGCGGACAGAGCAUCGUGCCGACACAUACAUUUGACAAUCCCCCCGGAAACCUCGAGGUCUUGCUGGUCCCUGGUGGCGCCGGCACUCGUGCCCCGCAGGUCUACGGCCCCGUCGUCGAGUUCAUCCAGAAGAUCUACCCGUCGCUCAGAUAUCUUCUCACCGUGUGCACGGGGGCCGGCCUUGCAGCUCGCGCGGGCGUGCUAGACGGGCGACGCGCGACCACGAACAAGCGUGCGUGGGACGAGGUGAUUGCAUGGCGCGAGCAGGUCAACUGGAUCAAGAAAGCGCGCUGGAUCGACGACGGCAACAUCUGGACCUCGUCGGGUAUUAGUGCUGGCAUUGACAUGAUGCUGGCCUUUAUAGGUGCCAAAUAUGACGAGGAACUGGCCACGUUGUUAGCCAACAGGCUGGAGUACACCCGGAGCGACUCCUGGGACGACGAUCCUUUUGCAUGA
Messenger RNA from Talaromyces rugulosus, 678 nucleotides. RefSeq lists its product as uncharacterized. The record is from RefSeq and is a predicted model, not a curated record. The transcript is spliced from 2 exons. Lineage: Eukaryota; Fungi; Ascomycota; Eurotiomycetes; Eurotiales; Trichocomaceae. Bases 1 to 678 code for a protein of 225 amino acids.